Molecule: messenger RNA, 10713 nt
Organism: Crotalus tigris (Tiger rattlesnake)
Lineage: Eukaryota; Metazoa; Chordata; Lepidosauria; Squamata; Viperidae
Gene: ZNF385C
Product: zinc finger protein 385C
Exons: 8
Coding region: 583-1878 (431 amino acids)
Cellular component (GO): nucleus
Molecular function (GO): zinc ion binding; nucleic acid binding
Source: RefSeq, a predicted model, not a curated record
GUCAGCAUCCAGUUAAAUGUUCAAAUAGAAAGGUGCCUGGGAAUGUUAAAUAAUAACAAGGUCAUGUGAGAUGUUUUUGUGGGGUAGGGUUGGGAGUGAGGCUGUCAGCUGAAAGUUUAUUUGCUCAUGGAAGCACUUAGCCAGGGUUUGUUUUAGUGGGAUUAUGUGUUCUUUAGCUUUUGAAAAGCAAAACGGGUGGUCUCCUCUUUCUCCCUGUCCCUCUCUCCAGCCCCCCUCUUUUUUUGCCAUCCAAUUUCGAUGUUAAUUCCUCAUCAUUGUUUGCAUGGACCUCUGCUGAGAGCAGUUACGGAGGCUAAUUUUUCCAUCUGUCCUGCUUGGGCCAGUGACUGGGGAAGCAUGGUUGCUGUUACCUCCUUUAGGGCAUUGAUCAGUGGAGCGUUAAGCUUUUAAUUGAGGUGUAAGUGUAUCAGCUCAAGGGGGAGGUAGUGGCCAGUGGUGUAGUACAGGCUGGCUGUAGCACAGCGUAGAGCUUUCAAAAAGGCAAGAGCUCUUUUGCACUCACCAGUGUUUGGGCAAAUACGAAGAAGUAGCUAGCUCUGGAGAGACGCCAGCUCCAUCGGUAUGAUUCUAGGUCCAGCUAAUCACAAUAGUUCCCUCUUAGCCUCGCUUCCCAUUCCAGGACGGUCUUUACAUCCAUCACUGGAUAUCAAGCAUUUUCUGACUUUCCGCCUCAAUGGCACCCCUCCACUCAACCUCUUUCCUAAUUUCAACACGAUGGAUCCAGUACAAAAGGCAGUAAUCAACCAUACCUUUGGUGUACCCAAUCCACUUAAGAAGAAGCAGUUCAUCUCUUGUAAUAUUUGUCAUCUGAGAUUCAACUCUGCGAAUCAAGCUGAGGCACAUUACAGAGGCCACAAGCAUGCCCGGAGACUCAAAGCCAUUGAAGCAGUGAAAAAUAAGCACAAGACAGCUGACAAUAGCAGCAGCAGCAGCCAGGAAAAAAUGGCUAACUUUGAAGCUGCACUAGAUAUCAGCAGAGACACCAUCACCAACAGCAGCAGAGCACAACCCAAUAGCUUGCUAGGAUUGAACCAACCAUUGGCACAACAUUGCAACCUCAUGCUGAUGUCCCCGACAGAGGAAUCACCAACUGGCGUCCUGUCCCUGGUUUCCCCAUCAGUUUCAGAGCCCUUGGAAGUUGCUCCAGAUAGUGCAAGUGUGAAACCAGCAGCAACAGCAGCUGGUAUGGAGGUGCCAGCAACUGAAUCUGGAGGAACCGCCGGCUCAGCAGCAGAGGUGGAGAAAGAGGGAAAGAAAAUCAAGCAGCACUUGUACUGUCCCACUUGCAAAGUAACAGUUAACUCUGCCUCUCAGUUGGAGGCUCAUAAUUCUGGAGCAAAGCACAAAUUGAUGUUGGAAGGGCAGACUGUUUUGCCAAGGCGAAGCCGAGGGAAGGUCCUCUCCCGAGUGGCACACAAGCCCAAACGGAUUGGCAGCAAAGGCAGCCUCAACAUUCAGAACAAGGCCUUCCAGUGCCAGGUGUGCGAGAUCUUUGUCAACUCAGAGACACAACUCAAACAGCAUAUGAGCAGUAGACGUCACAAAGACAGGCUUGCAGGGAAGCCACCAAAACCCAAAUACAGUCCGUACAGCAAACUGCAGAGGAAUACUGCCCUGGCAGUGAGUAUUCUCAAGUCCAAAGUGGCUCUGCAGAAGCAUCUUACGAAGACCUUGGCUGCCCGGUUCCUGCCAAGUCCCCUGGCAUCCGCCACUGUGUGUACUUUGCCCAGCCCAUUAACUCUCCGACCAGCUGCUGCUACUCUCUUCCAAGCACCCAUCUUUGGACCAGCACUUUUUCGAUCUCCCCCAGGCCCUGUGCGAGCAGCUACAGGCCCCAUUGUCUUUGCCCCUUACUAGACAAAUCCCAAGGUUGUUUGCGUGGGGAAUUGUAGACCAUAGCUGUACAAGAAAAUUGGGGAGGGCAGGUGACUUUACAGGGCUGUAUUCUGAACAGAGGAAAAACAGAAUCUUUGAACUGUUUGAAGUGGAACUUCUCUGUUCAUUUAUCUGAGAUUUCCACUAGUGUCAUUAACUCAGUUGAAGUUGGAAAUAACUUUUCCUAUUGUCGGAUUCUCCCACAAAGCACCAAUCUUUCUAACUCUAGUAGUAUACUUAAAAGCACAAUCUCACUUAUCCAGAUGGUCAAGUGGUAAAGUCAAAAGUAUGCAUUCAAAAUAUCUGUUAAUUUAGAGGUAUCUGUCAUUUUAAACAGAAUUCUAUUAAUUAGGAAUUUGUGUAAUUGAAACUCCAAAGAGGUUUCUUUUCCAAAAUGCGAUGAUUAUGAAAAUCAGAUUUGAAUGCAGUUCCUAGUUCAGUUCACAUUCCCCUUCCCACAAUUAUAGAUUUAAGAAAAAUAAUGAUGAUUGAUAAACAUGUAUUGUUCUCCUUGUAAGUUACUAAGACAUCUCUAUAUCUCAGUGAGGAUAUUGAGAUAUUGAAGGAGAGGAAAGGAGAAGAGAAUAUCUGUUUUAAGUAUGGGCACAAAACAGAGAGAAGAAGAAAAGUGCUAUUAUGUAGAUAGAAAAUUAUAAGUUGGGGUUUAUUUGUUUUUUUGUUUUUUUGUUUUUGCUUAUAUAUGGAAGAAGAAUGGAUUCAAACAAAGAAUGGUAUAGAGAUAGAAUUAUUUCAGAUCUUAAGUCAACCUUUCCCAGUUGGGUGCCCUUUCAGCUAUAUUGACCAGACCCAGAAUUUUGAGCCAACCUGAGAAUUCUUACAGCUUCAACAUAAUCAAAAGACAUCCUGGUGGGGAAGAUUGUCUAUAGACUACCUUUAUAGAUAUUAUGGCAUGUAUUGCCUAAGGUGAAGGAAAGGUAAGAAUAUGAAACCCUAUAGAAAAUGCACAGUAGGUUUCAUACGUAACUGCCAUGUGUCACUGAACUUUUGAAAUUACUUAUUGCCCAAUUUCUGUUAUCAUAUUCAUGACAGUCUAAAGGAACCACUGCUGAGAGCUACCUAAACCUACUGAAUGAAGAAGAAAAACUGGAGCCAGGAUUUCUGUGGUGAUGUCAUUCAUAGAAGGAUUAAUGUCAGGAAUGUCAAAGUAGUAGAUUUCAAGUUUGAGGACACCUGGAUUUCAGAUUUUAGAAGCAAAAUUCAAAACAUAAAAAGUUUCUCCAUUUGAAAUAUGUUACGAUGCACUAGUUCAAUACUUUUGAAUUUACUGAAUUUUUUUACAAGUAUGCAUAUCUUAACAAUUUUGUGCAAGUGAGCUCAUAUUGCUUACUCUCAGAUAAUAUUCUAUGGUGCAAUUUUCUGGACCCUUUUGGUUGACUGAAAAAAAUUACCUAUUUCAUAAAUAUCUAGAAUUGUAGUGGGUCAGAGAUUGCUGCCCUAUUUCCCAUUGCAGUGGGAAUGUUGCUGCUCACAAACCAAAUUCCACAAGACAGUGAAAGGUGGCAGAUAUAUAUAUACACACGGUAGCCAUUCACUUCAGCAAAUGAAGCAAGCCGUGAACAAUCUUCCAAUAUUAUUAGUUAUUGGAUAUAGGAGUUUAUUUUUUUCACUUGCCUAAGUUAUGAAAAUCAGUCAAAUAUAAAGCAUGAACUAAAAUCUAUUAGCUGAAGUUUUCUUCAAUUUUGCUUGCAGCUAUAAUAAUCCCUGACACCUUAAGAAAAGUAAGGGAAAUAUUUCCACGGCAAUUCUUUAGAUAUGCUCAUUUUGGGGCAAGUGGGUGCCUGUAUUAUUGGUCUGCUUUUGUCAUUUCAGUGCUCACUUGUGCAGAUCAGUAUUGAUAUUUGAAAAGAGAGAGAGGUUAUUUGGAGAUAUUUGGCAGAACACUUUCGCUACUCCAGGAAAGAAAAGCAGGGAAUUUUAUUUUAUGUGAAGGACUUCAAUUAAGAGGUUUGGACUGUAUGACAACAGAUGACCAUUUACCAAAUGCAAGUGUGUAUUUAACUACUUGUUUAGUGGCUGGUUGGUUGUGUCACCCUGGAAUGAAUGUUCCCUGUUACUUGGCAGAACAUUUCUGAAUAUCACUUUACUGUGUGUUAAUAUACUGCCACAGAAGCAACAGAAUAGAUACAGAAAAAGGAGGGCAAAUUAAAAUAUGUUAGACAGCCACAUAUUAAAGAAUAGGUAGCUCAAGACAUUUUGAGCUAACAGUAUGAGCAAACUUUGUUAGGAGUAACUGGCAGGAGUAACUGGCAGGUCCAGCAGGAUACCAGAUUCAAGGCUAUAAGGUUCCAACAAUUCCUACUCACUUUACAUCCACUUUCUGUAGCCAGGCUUUAUCAUUUCUGCCACUUACUCAGACUGGCAGUAGCCCUCCAAAAUCUUUUCUAGUUCCUGCAGUUCGAGAUAAUUGUACAAGCAAGUCUUCUCUAACUGGCACUUUCCAGAUGUAUUGAGCCAAACUAUAUGCUAUAUGAGAAUAGAGAGAGUUUUAAGUCCUGAAAUAUCUGGGGAGCCUCUUGUUGGGAAGGCAUAUUUAAGCUAAUUGCACCAAAUGUUUCAUACUCCAGAUUGCUUUUCAGGAUUCUUUAUUUUUUCCUUUGGAAUUCUCAGUUCUUUAAAACCAGCCUUAACUCAAAAUCUGGGACUAUUGGACACUACAGGCAAGCCAUAAGAAAAGACCAUGAUUGUCACACCAUUCUUACAAACUUUCCAGAGGUAUGUAGUAUGAUCAUUAUUGAGGUUCCUCAGUGCCGAUUCUAUUAUAUCAUGCAACUAAUCACUUUAGCAAGACAUCAUGUGAAGUUAAUAGGUUUUUUUCCUUUGAUCCAGUAUUUUAGUAAAUAUAAUUCUCAUAAACAUGUCAACUGAUGCACAUCCUAAAUAAAAAGCUAUCCAGUAGCCAGAGAGUAUUAUUGGAUAGAAUGGAAACAAGCAAGCAAUUACUGAUGGCCACAACUAAAUGAUGAAACAUUCCAAUCUAUGCAAAAUACUAAUGGAAUGAUUGUUAUUUGGUUUUCAAGCCUGUGUUACGCUUGUUUCUAUCCAGAAGACAAGGAUGAGGUUUGUGGCCAAAAUCUAUACAUAAAAAACAAAGGUACUACUGUCACAGUGAUCUUGUAGAUAUGAAAUGUUCCUUUUCAUUGUAGAGCAGCAACAUUCAUUUCUAUUUAUUAAAUAUGGAAAUGUGCCAAUUGAUUCAGUCUGUUGAAACGUAAGUAUUGCCAUGAAGAGUAGUGUAACCAGUUGCCUAAAGUGGUAGAUUGCAAGUACCAAGAUAACAGAGUUGUGGAGUUCUGUCCCAGAACAAAAAGAUCAUCUAUCGGUCCAUUUGCAAUGCAGCCUGGUUAACUUAAACUAUGGGAGGAUAAACACAAACAUAUUUAUUGUUUUUGAUGUAACAUUUAUAGAUCCGGGAGGUCCUCUUGAAAUCAUCCAUACUGUGUUUAAGACAGUGUGAGUGGGGAACAAUAACUAGUUAUAAGAGUAAAUAUGGUUGAUGUUAUCUGAAUAAUACCCACGAUCUCACAAAACACACAAUUUGCAACUGAGUUUUGCAAGUGUGUUUAUAAGAAUGAGAAGACCAAAAGGUGAAACAAAUAUGUGAUAUUUCUGGAGGAAAAAAUUCUGAUGGGGAAAAGUGCAAGAUGGCCUAAUAGUUAAACAUUCAGCGUAAGAUAAUGUAUAUCUUUUUUUGAAAAGUUGGAUUCAUUCUUUAAAAGUGAUUGCUUUCUUUAUCUGUAGAACACUGUCAUGAACUAUUUAUGCUUUUUUGUGAUUUUUGUGUUGAACAGUAAUUGUUUCCUAAAGCAGUUACUUUCUGGGGGGAAACAUGCAACCUGCUCAGAAUUCAACUAACACCCACAUAAAAUUGCUGUAUAUUCACCAAACCUUUGCUUCCAGCUGCUCUUAAAGCUACUUUCUAAAUACUGUACUUUCCAAUCUGAAACACUCAGUUGUAGCUUUCUCAUUUCAUUGUAGGUUUUGCAAAUGAUGGCAGUUCCAUGGGGACAUGGUUAUGUUACUUUAUAAUUCCAGCAGUUUUCUGCAAGCAGACUGGUAAUAGAAAAAUGUCUCUUGGCAAAUAAUAUUUGAUAAGUGGCAAAAAAGAGGCAGAAAUGGGGAUAGGAACAGCUUUAUAGAACAAGAGGUUACCAGAUCUCAUCAAUUAAUAACACUACUUAACAUUUCUCUCCUUUGGCUUUUCACCCCAAGCAUGAAAUAGAAUCCUAGGCCAUGCUGUCUGAAAAUAUUGAGAGUGGUUCUGUCAACUUAUCCCAGAAAGCUUCAAAUGGGAAACUAUUGCCAUAGUUAGCUAUUUCUAACUUUUUCAGGUUCCAGUAAGAUUUACAGCACAAUCCUGUGUGGAUGCUUUCUGAGGCUCAUGUUAAAUUCAGUGCAGCUUACCAUUCCAUUAUUUUGUUUAGGAUUACAGCCUUGAUAAAUGCUGGCUUAUUACAUCAGGAAAGGUGGAUGUGGUAGAUUAAACAUAGGAUUUUGCAAGGAAAUCUAUGGUUGCAGAGAAUUGAAUCAAACCUGGUGUAGAGGACUAUAAUGUUUAUGAUAGAUUCAUUUCAGGGUUCUUGCCAAUGUUCUCUGUUGUUUAAUGUUAGUCUGCUUCAUUUUCCCUCAAGCCCCUGUGCUGCUUCAUACCAGGCAUAUUUUCAUAAUACAAAUAAUUAAAAGAAUAGGAAAUGUAUAAUUCUUUUUUUAAAGUGCCUUAUUCAAUCGGGCAGAUUUUUAAAAAUGAUUACAAAAAUAAUGUGCUUCCCCCUCAUUCUCAUAUCUUGUGUAUCAUCUAUACAAAUUUAAGCAUAUUUAGCUAAUAAUAAGGUUCUGUAAUAUGGUAGCAAUACUGGAGAUGACCUUCUUAUAACAGAAAAUAUUUGUCUUGUUCUGCAUGAAAUGCAUUGUGACUAGGUUAGUGUAUCAGCUGCUACUGCUAAUAUUAUUCUAUCUGUAUAAUCAGGUGGAAAUAUUUAUUUUAUUGGACUUACAGGUUAUUUUAAUUACUAUUACUAUAAUUACUUGAGUCUAACAGGCAUAUAUAUCUGACAUUUGUAAAUCAGGUUCAAACAUAUGAAUACAGUUAUAAACUCAGAAGCAUAUUAAUGUACAUAAAUACUAGGAGUAUUUAUUAUAGUAAUUUUAAAAAAAUCUCUAAUGAUCUUACAACAUCUCAACUGCUAAGGCCUGCUGAUCAGCCAAGUUUAAUAGCCUUCUUAAAAGCCAAUAAAGUAAGAGCUAAUUGAAUUUCUGAGGGAAUGUCUCUAUAUUCGUUUAAAAAAAAACUUCAGUAUAUACUCAAUUUAAAUAUGUAAAUAAUUAUAGCAAUUACUUGUUUGUGCUAAGUAAGAAUCACAUUCAGAUAAUUAAAAAGAAAACUUGUAAAUUAGGAAAAAGUUGAUUUUCCUCUCCUGCUAAACUCAGAUAGUCAAAGCCCACAGAUAGACUAAAGAGAGAGAAAUAAAAUAAAAUUGAUUGGUAGGGUGGAAUCUAGAUCUUUAAUAAGUUAGGAUGUUGCAUUUCCUCAUGUUAGUAAGUUAUUGAUAUUGCAAAGGAUUAUGGGAUACGCCUUUGUGAUUAUCCUGUUUUCCAGCCCAAUUGCAUUGUGAUUCUAGAGAUGAGCUCCAGUAACCCUGGCAAUGCUGAGCAGGAUAUAGAGAUACACCUUACUUUAAAACAUCAAUACAUUUAGCUAAUACAGGUUUUGUGUUAUAGAUUCCAAAACAUUCGGAUUGUAGAUUUGUAGUGAGUAGGCUGGAACAAAUGUAAUGUUACAAAACUAUUACAGGAAUCUGAUUCAGUAUGCAAAAGACUUUUAAUAAAAGAAUGAAAUGGGGUCAGGAAGAAGAAAAGACGUGUAGUUUAAUUACAGGGUGGAAAAAAGUUAUAGGAAGACAAGUACUGACAGAUUAUAUUGAAAGAAAGAAUACCAAAUCAUAGCUUGAAUAAUAUACCUAUGGACAGUGCAAAGGACUGUGAUAGGCUAAUAUUUUGUUUGGUAUAUUAAUACGUUGCAGAAGUAAUGAUUCAUCAAAUGUUCCGAUUUUAUGGAUGUGAAUGCAGUACUAUAUUUUUGUGGCAUUAUCAUUGAUGUUUGGAGCAUAGCCAUUUGCAAUGAAUAUAAAAUAGUCUCAUUUUCUAUUUUUGCCAUAUACAUAUAUAGUUAUUUAUGGACAGCUUGAUAAAUUGCAUGAUCCUACUUUUGUUUACCAAAACAAGCCAUUAUGCAAAAAAAAAAAAAAAAACCAGCUUCACCCUACAGUAUUCCAUGGAACAAGUCUAACUUUUCUCCACUCUUGACUGAUAGAAUGUUUUCAAAAUCCAGGCUUUAGUUGUGUUGCUUUCUUUGGGAUGCUACUGAGUUUUGGGUUUCUCAAAAAAGAUUCUCUUACAGUGAUCCCCGUAAGAGAAUCCCUGCAGGAUUCUGCUUUACCUUUUAGUGGCCUGGAUAUGCUACUUGAAUAUUAAAGUACUAUAAAGUUCCAGGCUCCUUGUAAAGAUCUUUAUCUACAUCUUCAACUAACUUAUGGCAAUUUUUCCAUUUAUCUGAAUGCCAUCUUUCCUGUUGACUGAUCUGAAAAAUCUUCUGGCCUUUCACUGUGAUUCCCAUUUCCUUCAGAGCACUCCUAGGAUGGUUCUAUUAGCCAUGUCCCCCUUUUCUGAAACUCCUCAACCCACUAUGUUGAAAUUUUUGACCUAUCACUGUGCUUUCCUCCCAUACAGUGGUGCAUUAUUUUGAUUCUUUUUCCAGAAUUAUCUGUCUUUUAAUAGACUAUAUGGGGUUGGACAUGUUGUGGAAAUGAAUAUACAAGAGCAAUGUAUGUACACAAAUACACAUUACAGGAUACAAGUACAAAAAACAUGAAGUGAACUGUGGCUUCUUAUGACUGUAGCAUUUAUUGUAGAAGGUUGCUCUUGAACAUUUGAUUUUCUAAGAAUUCCUUAUCAGAACCACAGAGAGAAAAUAGGAUUAAAGAAGUAAAAAUGCUUGCCUUUUGUCAAAUGAGAAAAAACUGCAUUGCUCAGAAGGGGUAAUUUGUGAGGCUAAGUUCCAAAAUGGCAGAAGAGAAAUACACCUCUGUAUUACAAAAUAUCCAGCACAUGUAAGUUAAGGAUAAAAUUCUGAUAAGCCAGAAAUAUGCUCUUGAUUCUACCACCCAAAUCUGUCCUUUUCCUCUUCUUUAGGGUUAUGAGCCCCUUGUCUCUGAAUGUGCUUGCUUUCUGUCCAGUUGGAAGACCUUCAUCCAUCAUUUUUCUCAUUUUUCUUCUGUCCCCUCUCUUCACUGCUGUGCUUCACUGUUCUGGGCGGCAGAUUUGGAAAAUAGAAGGUCAUAAAAGCACCAGUGCACCUUGAACCCUAGUGGUGCUGCUUUUAGCUUCAUUGUCUUUCCAUUGAUAUAGAUUUUAUAGCUAACCCUUGGCCUACAUGCAGCUGGUCCUCAAUCCUGUUCUGGCACUAGGGUUUUAAUAUAUUUGGCACUUUAACCCCUAGAAGCCAUUCCUUCUGCUAAUAAUACUAUAGCAAGAAGCUGCUUUAGAGGCACAAUGUGGAUGCUUUCUUUUAUAGCCCUAUCCCUCUGUAUCCAAAGCAUUAAUGCCUUCAUAUUUAGCAUAGAGUGUAAUAUACUUCAGGUAGUGGGUAGGGCACCUAGGCCAUAGCUCUUAGUACUGUGUGUGCCCCCUACUCCCAAACAAUAUUUUAAAAAAGUGAUGCACAACAUUUAAACUUUUUUUUAAGGUGAAAAGACAUUCAAAUGAUCUUAGGGACAUGGCCAGUAUAUUGUUUCUUCUCUGCCCACUGAUGAUUCAAUGUAUAUUUUUGAUGUACCAUAAAUAUAUAUAUAUAUAUAUAUAUACACACACACACACACACACACACAUAUAUACACACACAUAUAUAUUAUAAAAAUGUUGAAAUAAAAGUAAAAAUAUUUUGAUAAUCAAAUUUACUUGAUCUCCUGUGUUGCUUGAUCAAUAAAUUCACAUUGUUGGGCUAAAAUCAACGUGCGCUAGAUUCAAAUCCAUCUUCAACCGUGGGAGCUCACUGAGGGAAUUUGGGCCAAUCACUUUCAGCCCAAAAGGCCACUGUUGUGGGGAAAAUUGGGGAAGGGUGGUCCAUUAACUCCCCUGAACUACUGGAGGAAAGGACAGAAAUUAAACAUUUUAAUAAGAGGAAACAGCUGUCAGCUGUCUUGACAUGGUAGUGGAUGAUGGGAUAUAUCUGCAAUUCAUCUGCAGGUUGCAUUAGACUGCAAGUUGAAAUGCCUUGGGAACUUUUCAAUUUCUUGAGCAGCUAAUGCAUUAUUAUUACUAACCCAUUAUUACUACUGAGAGUCUAUUAUAUGAUUAUAGCAGUGUACAAAUUUUAUCAAUAAUAAUUAAUUUCAGAGCUGGCAUCUGUCACAAAAGGUCCAAGAGAAGUAUCUUUAUACAAUGUACACAAGGCUCUUGAACCAAUACAAUACUGUAGCGAUGAAGGUCUGGUCUGUACAAACCUUGGAUGAGAUAAAUGAAACUGUUCUUGGGUUGCACCAUUAAAAAUUGUACCUUCAUAAAAUAAAAUCUCUGCAGCUGUUGAAAGCUAGUCAUAAUGAAGAAUUCUCCACUAAGAUCUUUUUCAUCCCAAUUUUAUCUGUUUAGUGACUUUUCUUGGUGGGGGAUGGGAUAGAUCUUUAUUACAACUUACAGACACAUUCAGUUGAGACAUGCUCAUUGAAUGCAAUACAUUUUGUUGCAUUUGCACAACACAUGCAGUCCAAACCAGACUUUGGCAUAUUGCAACAAAAAAAAAAAAAA